UUGUGUCCUGCACAUUCGUCUCUCUCUGAGUCCGGCCCGCAUUGGGGGGGUAACAGACUAGAAGUGCGUCCCUGUGCUCCGGUGCAGUCCGGUUCGCUAGUGUUGUCCCGCUGCUUGCAAAGCACCAACUCAGCUCUGCAGACAUGACACCUGUCCUCCAAAUAUGUGCUGUCAUCUUCGCAUCAGCGCUCCUGCAAACUGCGACACCAACCCGCAUCAAUGGCUCUAUUUUUGCAGUGACUGUGAGCUCCCGUAUGACAGGAGGUAAACAGGAGACCCUGUGUGCCCAGAUGCACGGCGUCUCACUGCCCACCACCAUGAACGUCUCCCUUGAAAUGGGCUCUACCACGACCAUGAUCCUACAAGAGAAUGUCUUACAGGACUUUUACCGCUGCAUAAACUUCCAGGUCCCUGUGGUGCUCAGCAGAAUCGUGGCAACAAUUCGUGUCGCUAUUCAGGGCCAGGUCAUGGGCAUGGUCGACAGUACCAAAGUUGCCAUUGAGCCUCCUACUUUUAUCCAUAUCAUUCAGACCGAUAAACCCAUCUACAAGCCUGGACAGACUGUCCAGUUUAGAAUUGUCUCCAUGGAUACCAAUUUCAUCCCUGUAGCUCGAGUGUACAAAGUGGUGGAGCUCCAGGAUCCCAAUUCAAAUCGCAUUGCCCAAUGGUUGAAUAAGCCCAUUGUUAGCGGCAUCCUUGAUCUUUCCCACCCCAUGAUUCCUGAGGCAGUACAAGGAAGCUACACGAUCACUGCCUCAACGGACAAGGGAGAGCAAAUAUCCCACAGCUUUGACAUCAAGGAAUACGUUUUGCCAAAGUAUGAGGUAAAGAUUCACCUGCCCAGUGUGAUAACCAUCCUGGACAAAGAGGCAACGCUAAAGAUUUGUGGAAAAUACACCUAUGGAAAACCAGUUCUUGGUUCAGUCAAAGCAGUAUUUUGUAGAAAUGCCUUCCGGUUUUACUGGUAUUCAAGUGCCCAAGAAAAUGAUCUCUGCAAGACUUAUGAAAUGAUUACGGAUAAAAGUGGUUGUGCUACACAAACUGUAAACGUGACACAGUUUGCCCUCAACAAGAACAUGUAUGAAGACAGUUUUGAGGUGAAUGCUGAAAUAGAAGAAUAUGGCACAGGGGUCAUUAUUAAAGGCAGUGCGCAGACCAGCUUCAACAGUCACAUCAGGACGGUCACCUUUGAGGAUGUACCUGCAGCGUACAAGCCUGGCAUUCCAUUUGAAGGAAAGGUCAAAGUGAUCGGACCAGACAAUAAACCUGUUGCCAACGAACCAGUGUACCUGUUUGCUGGUGAAUCAGAAAGUAUAACCCUCACUACAGGCACGAAUGGCAUGGCUUUGUUUUCUCUAAACACCUCCCAGUGGAAGGACACUGUGACUCUGAAGGCGAGGUCUACAGAGACGGAAGAGACCGAACCAUAUGUGCGCAAUUUGCGCAGACCAGAGUACAGGUCGGCCCACCGCCUCGUCACAGUGUUUUACUCCAAGAGCAGUAGUUUUUUGAAGCUCAUGCACAUCAACAGGAAGCUCUCCUGCGACAGUGAUACAGCCAUACGCGCUCAGUACAUCAUCCAGGGAGAGGAGCUUAAGAAGGGACAGGAAGUCCUUGACUUCUUUUAUCUGGUGAUGUCCAGAGGUGCAAUUGCGCAGCACGGCCAUGUUCCAGUGGCUGUUCAAGAGGGAACUGUCAACAAAGGAGAGUUGUCCGUACCACUCCAACAGGUGACAAACCUGGCACCCUUUGCCCAGGUGGUAGUUUACACUGUGAUGCCCAGUGGAGAGGCUGUGGGUGACAGCCAGGACUUCCCCAUUCAGCUCUGCCUCAAUAACAAGGUGUCUCUGAAGUUCUCCUCUGUCCAGCAGCUCCCAGCAGAGACGUCCACACUUACUCUCCAGGCUCACCCAGGCUCCUUGUGUUCUGUCAGAGCCAUCGACCAGAGUGUCCUCCUGCUGCAGCCAGAGCAGGAGCUCACUGUCGACUAUGUAUACAGUAAGCUGCCUUUAGAGAAGUUGUCAGGAUACAGCUAUGACACUGAAGACACUGAGCCAUAUCCCUGCUUCCCUGUGCCAAGGCCAGAGCCUGAACUUGAAUCAGGACCAGACCCAGAGCCUGAACCAGAACCAGAACUAGAACCAGAGCCAGAAACAGACGUUAUCGUUAAUGUGCAGGCAACUCGUCGAGUAAAGCGCUCAGUCUACUUUGGACAGGGCAAUCAGAAGAACGAUGUCUACAGCAUCUUUAAGGAAAUUGGAAUCAAAAUUGUGACAAACUCCGAUGUGAAAAAACCUUAUAACUGCCACGAAAGGAGAUUUGAUACAUAUUAUUAUGAUAUGGGUACGUCUGAUGAUCUCGUAGACUCCCCUGUUCCCAUGGCCUUCAACAUGAUGCCACAGAGUUCAGGUGUUUCACUGAAAGGUAAAGAUGAGGAGAAGAAGGAAACCGUCAGGACAUUCUUCCCUGAGACCUGGAUCUGGGACCUAGUUACUGUGGGAGACAGUGGGUCAGCCAAUGUGGAGAAGACAGUCCCUGACACCAUCACUAAAUGGGCAGCCGGAGCUUUCUGCGUCUCCUCUGUGGGCUUUGGCGUGUCGCCUAACGUUGGACUCACUGCCUUCCAGCCGUUCUUUGUCAGUCUCACCUUGCCCUACUCCGUCAUCCGAGGGGAGGUCUUUACACUCAAAGCCACCGUCUUCAACUACCUCUCCAAGUGCAUCAUGGUGACUGUAACACUGGCUGAUUCAAAAGACUUCACCUUCAGAAACUGUGAUGGCUGCCAGUACAGUGUGUGUCUGUGUGGAGAGGAGAGCAGGACCUUCUCCUGGAUUGUUACUCCAACCACCCUCGGUGAGGUGAAUCUGAAGGUCAGCGCUGAGGCCCUGAAGACUGACGUACUGUGUGGCAACGAGGUGGCCACCGUCCCUGACACUGGCCGAAUCGACACAGUGGUCCGCACCCUGCUGGUGCAGGCUGAAGGAACACCACAGAUGGUCAGUCACAACGCUCUCCUCUGCCCUGCAGAGGGGCCGGUGGAGAAGAAGAUCUCACUUCUGAUGCCUGAGAUGUUUGUGGUUGGAUCAGCCAGGGCCUCUGUCUCUGUACUUGGUGAUCUGAUGGGCCGAGCCAUGAAGAACCUGGACAAGCUCCUGGCCAUGCCGUACGGCUGUGGGGAGCAGAACAUGGUGCUGUUUGCACCUAACAUCUUCAUCCUGAACUACCUGAAGAGCACUGGUCAGCUUACCCCGGAGAUUCAGAACAAGGCUAUAGGCUUCCUGGAGAGCGGAUAUCAGAGAGAGCUCAAAUACAAGCACGAUGACGGUUCCUACAGUGCCUUUGGAAAGAGUGACGUGUCCGGAAACACCUGGCUGACCGCGUUUGUGAUGAAGUCCUUUGGUGGGGCGAGACCAUACAUUUUUGUGCAGCCCAAACACAUCAAAGAUGCAAGGAGGUGGUUGUCAAAACACCAGCGACCUGAUGGCUGCAUCAGAUCUGUUGGAAAACUAUUCAACAAUGGCAUGAAGGGAGGAGUGAGCGACGACGUCUCCCUGACAGCCUACAUCACUGCCGCCAUGCUCGAGCUGGAUGCCAACGUCACGGAUCCCAUAGUACAGAGGUGUCUGAGCUGUCUGAAGGAAGCUGUGGCCAGACAAAUGGACAACCUGUACACCACUGCCCUGCUGUCAUACACCUUCACUCUGGCUGGAGACGAGGACAUGAGGAGCAAACUCAUCACAAACCUGCACCAGAGGUCUAACACACAGGGGGGCGCCCGUCACUGGGACAGAGCAGGGGCCUCUGAGGAAGGCCUGGACUCUCUGGAGGUGGAGAUGACCUCCUAUGUGCUGCUGGCUCUGCUCUCUGGUCCAGCCAUGCCAGACUUUGGUUUGGACUACGCCUCUGGCAUCGUUCGCUGGCUGGCUCAGCAGCAGAACCCAUAUGGUGGCUUCUCUUCCACACAGGACACGGUGGUGGCCCUCCAGGCCCUGGCUAAGUAUGGAGCUGCCACCUACAGUGUGGAGGGCAACACUGCAGUGACAGUCACGUCAUUAGGAGGCCUGAACAAAGAGUUCACGGUGGAUCAGAGCAACAGGCUGCUGUACCAGGAGGAGAAGCUGACUGAGAUCCCCGGAGAGUACACUAUCAAAGCCGAGGGACAGAGCUGUGUGAUGGCACAGAUCUCCAUGCAUUACAACGUCCCCCCUCCCCCAGACUUCACUGCCUUCAACAUCACCAGUAACACCAUGGCCAAGUGUAAUAUCAGCAGGCCUCAACUCAUCCUCUUUGUGCAUGUCAGGUACCAGGGCAGGAGAGAGGAAACCAACAUGGUGAUCAUCAACAUCAAACUGUUGUCUGGCUACAUUCUGGACGAGAGCUCCCUGAACCUGCUUAAGAGGGACUCCUCAGUGAAACGUGUGGACGUGGAGGAAGGAUUCAUCAACAUCUACUUAGACGGGCUGAAGAAGGAUGAGACAAAGAUAUACAGUGUGACAAUAGAGGAGGAUCAGCCUGUCAGGAACCUGAAACCAGCUGUGGUCAAAGUCUACGAUUAUUACCAGACAAGUGACGAGGCAGUAACUGACUACACAUCCCCCUGUGCAGAGAGUGACAGCAUCAACGAGCUGUAAAAAAUCAGUUUGGGAAAUCCUGCAAAGUCCCGACGGGACUUCUGUCAGUUAGAAGAAUCACUGUGCUAAAGAAAGAAACUUCUAGAUGUUUAUUUUCUUAGUGUUUCUUUAAUGUUUUUUUGUUUGUUUUGGUUUUUUUUUUUACUCCUUUUAAACUUUUUUAGCUGUUUCAUGGAGUGAAUCCCACUUUUGUGUAAUUUUAGGAACAAAUUUUGACUUUUUUUUUUUUCUGUUUUUGUUUUGCUUCCUGUUACUUGGUGUAGGCUUGUUCACGUUUUCAAAUGAUAACUGUUAGUGAUGAACAGAUGAUCAGUUACUGAGCAGCAGCUGCUGCUGCCUCUCCUCAACACUGGAGCCUUCACAUUAUAACCCGCUGAACUGAAGAAAGACAGAGCUCUGUAACAGUUUUGUUUUUAAUAGAUUUGACAAAAUCCAUAUUAUUCAUACCUGAAAGUGACGCAUGAGACGUACAGGGUACCAAUAACACAGUAUGGUCCAAGUAUUGAUUCUGAGUGUGUGUGUCUGUGUGUGUGCGUGUAUACGUGUGUGUGUGUGUGUGUGUAUGAAACAGGAACUACUUUCUAGAAAAAAAAAAAGUACAGUCAUCUGAGUGCUAGGUGAGUUAUUCUGUGUGUGUUCUGCUGUACCAGUAAUUAAAAAAAGGUAGAGUGAUACAUCACUACCAUACAAUUUCAAAUGUAACUGACAAUAAAAUUUCUAAAAUGACAAAAA
This is a messenger RNA of Toxotes jaculatrix (banded archerfish), 5363 nucleotides long. It is a transcript of the gene a2m1, whose product is annotated as alpha-2-macroglobulin. Gene Ontology annotation, cellular component: extracellular region. The coding region runs from base 144 to 4631 and encodes 1495 amino acids. The transcript has 36 exons. The record is from RefSeq and is a predicted model, not a curated record. Gene Ontology annotation, molecular function: endopeptidase inhibitor activity. NCBI's taxonomy places the organism in Eukaryota, Metazoa, Chordata, Actinopteri, Toxotidae.